GAAGGAGGAAGCAAUGGAGUUGAAACCCAAUGUAUGUAUUUUCCAUGUACUGAACACUUGUUAUUCAACUAUGCCAAGGUAAAUUCAAUUUUUGAUUCUAGGGCACUUUUAAACCGUGCUAAUGCUUAUCCACAAGUGACUACAUAAUUCUAAAGCUAUCUAAUAGAAUGUUGUGAUCUGUUGUCAAAAGACCUAAUAGCACUAGAAGAAGGAUGCCCUUGUGAUAAGAUGUGAAAAGCAGGUACUUUAUAGCUUUAUUAAAUGAUGGUGCUUAAAUCCUGAAUUUAUCUGAAUGGCAGAUUUAGGAAGGCAAUGCAGUUUUGUUACACAAUGUUGGUUUUGAUAUUUUAAUAAUUUAAUGCUGGAUGUGAUGUCUGUUGCUUGUGGGCCAUUAAACUGCUAUUAACUUUUUUUUUUUUUUUGCUUUAGACCUGAUGGCACUAAAAGAAGGGAAUCAAGAACUGAAAGAAACAGAAGAGAAAGAUCAGUAUAAGAUAUGUGAUUUCAUUGAUGUUGAAAAAUCCAUAAAGACUGAAACGACUUCAUCACAAAUUCUGAAGACUGAAUUUGACAGUAACUUCACUUGCUCUCAUUUUGGAAAGGGUUUCGAUCAAAAACAAAACCUUAACAACAGUGAGAAAAUUCACGCUGAACAGAAGUCUUUCACAUGUCAACAGUGUGGGAUAAGUUUAACUAAAAGAAGAAACCUUAAACGACACAUGAUGAUUCACACUGGAGAGAAGCCUUUCAAAUGUCAACAUUGUGGAAAGAGUUUCAGACUUAAAUCAACCUGUGAAUCACACAUGAUGAUUCACACUGGAGAGAAGCCUUUCACAUGUGAUCAGUGUGGAAAGGGUUUUAGACUUAAAUCAAUCUAUGAUUCACACAAGAGGAUUCACACUGGAGAGAAGCCUUUCACAUGUCAACAAUGUGGAAUGAGUUUCACUGAAAAAGGAAACCUUAAACAACACAUGAAAAUUCACACUGGAGAGAGGCCUUUCACAUGUGAUCAGUGUGGAAAGAGUUUCCGACGUAAAGAAACCCUUAAUUACCACACAAAGAUAAAACAUUCAGACCCGAUGGCACUGAAAGAAGAGGAUCAAGAACUGAAAGAAACAGAAGAGAAAGAUGAAUAUAAGAGAUGUGAUUUCAUUAAUGUUGAAAAAUCCAUACAGACUGAAUUUGACAGCAACUUCACUUGCUCUCAUUGUGGAAAGAGUUUCAAACAAAAACAAAACCUUAACAACCACAUGAAAAUUCACACUGAACAGAAUCCUUUCACAUGUCAACAGUGUGGGAUGGGUUUCACUAGAAAGGGAAACCUUAAACGACACAUGAUCGUUCACACUAGAGAGAAGCCUUUCAAAUGUCAACAGUGUGGACUGAGUUUCACUGACAAAGGAAACCUUAAACAACACAUGAAAAUUCAUUCCGGAGAGAAGCCUUACACAUGUCAACAGUGUGGAAAGCGUUUCACUGAUAAAGGAAACCUUAAUCGACACAUGAUGAUUCACACUGGAGAAAAGCCUUACGCAUGUGAUCAGUGUGGAAAGAGUUUCGUUGAUAAAGGAAACUUUAAACAACACAUGAAAAUUCACACUGGAGAGAAGCCGUUCACAUGUGAUCAGUGUGGAAAGAGUUUCAGACUUAAAUCAACCCGUGAUUCACACAAGAGGAUUCACACUGGAGAGAAGCCUUUCACAUGUCAACAGUGUGGAAGGAGUUUUGCUGAUAAAGGAAACCUUAAACAACACAUGAACCGUCACAAUGGAGAUGAGAGAAAGCGUUUCCGACGUAAAGUAACCCUUAAUUCCCACACAAAGAGAAACCACUCAGACCUGAUGCCACUGAAAGAAGAAACUGAAGAACUGAAAGAAACUGAAGAGAAAGAUCAAUACAAGACAUGUGAUUUCAUUAAUGUUGAAAAAUCCAUACAGACUGAAAGGACUUCAUCACGAAAAAAAAUUCAGAAGACCAAAUCUAACAGUAACUUCACUUGCUCUCAUUGUGGAAAGAGUUUUGAUCAAAAACAAAACCUUAACAACCACUUGAGAACUCACACUGGGGAGAAGCCUUUCACAUGCCAACAGUGUGGGAAGAGUUUCAGUCAGAAAGGAAACCUUUAUUCCCACAUGAAAAUUCACACCGGAGAGAAGCCAUUCACAUGUGAUCAUUGUGGAAAGAGUUUUCUGCGUAAAAUAACCCUUAUUGUCCACACACAAAGAAAACACUCAGACCUGAUGGCUCUGAAAGAAGAGAAUCAAGAACUGGAAGAAAUAGAAGAGAAAGAACAAAAUAACAGACAUGAUUUCAAUGAUGUCGAGAAAUCCAUUCAGACUGAAAUGUCUUCGCUAAAUAAAGCACAGAAGACCAAAUCUAAAAGUAACUUCACCUGCUCUCAUUGUGGAAAGAGUUUCAAUCAAAAACAUAACCUUAAAUGCCACAUGAAAGUUCACACCAAGCCUUUCUCAUGUGAACAGUGUGGAAUGAGAUUCGUUCACAAAGGAAACCUUAAUAUCCACAUGAGAGUUCACACAGGAGAGAAGCCGUUCACAUGUAAACAGUGUGGAAAGAGCUUUAAAUUGAAAACAUCCCUUGAAUCCCACAUGCAGAGAGGACACUCAGAGAAAAGAGUAAGUCUCAACAUUCAAACAUCUUUGACCUGCAAACCCUGUGGGAAGAGCUUCAAAUAUAAAUCAUACCUUGAUUCCCACAUGAGAAUUCACACUGGAGAGAAGCCUUUUUCAUGUCAUCAGUGUGGAAAGGGCUUCAUUCACAGAGGAAACCUUAAUACCCACAUGAGAGUUCACACUGGAGAGAAGCCGUUCACAUGUGAAUGGUGUGGAAAGAGUUUCAGAAAUAUAGGAUCCCUUAAUACCCACAUGAAGAUUAUACACUCAGAGAAAAGAGUAAGCCUCAACACUGAAAAACCUUUCGCCUGCAAACUGUGUAGAAAGGACUUCGCAUAUAAAUCAUACCUUGAUUCCCACAUGAGACAUCACACUGGAGAGAAGCCUUUCAAAUGUGAUCAGUGUGGGACUAGCUUCUCGCUCAAAGGAACUCUUAAGACUCACAUGAGCAUUCACACUGGGGAGAAGCCAUUCAAAUGUGAUCAGUGUGGAAAGAGCUUCAGACUUAAGCAAAUUCUUGAUUUACACAUGAAAAGUCACGGUGUUAAGAGUACUUACACCUGCAAACAGUGUGGGAAGAGCUUCUCAUAUAAACAAACAUUUGAUGCCCACAUAAGAGUUCACACUGGUGAGAGCCCUUACGUCUGCAAACAGUGUGGGAAGAUUUGCUCAAACAAAGGAAAUCUUAUGGCUCACAUGAGAAGUCACACAGGAGAGAAACCAUUCAUGUGUCUUGAGUGUGGAAAAUGUUUUACACGUGGACUAACCCUUACUUUACACAUGAAGCUUCACUCAGAAGAGAACUCUUCUAAUUGUCAACAGUGUGGAAUGAGUUUCCCAGACAAGAGACGUCUUAGCUGGCAUUUAAAAAGGCACUUAAAAAGUAACAGGCGAAAGAAGUCUUUCACGUGCAAUGACUGUGGAAAGAGUUUCAGAAUUAAAGGAAACCUCAAGACUCACAUGAGAGUUCACACGGAAGAGAAACCUUUCACAUGUCUUAAGUGUAAGAAGAGUUUUGCAUAUAAAGGUGACCUGAAACGUCAUUUGCAAAAACCUUGUGAAAAGAAGUUGCCGUGCUCUGAUAGUGGAAAGACGAUUAGAAAAAGUAGUCUUCAACACAUUCAAUCUGAAGAAAGGCCGUUUAGUUGUGAUCAGUGUAAUAAGAAAUUCAUUUUGCCAUCACACUUACAGAUACACCAGAAAAGUCAUGCAGAUGUGAGAAAACAUUUGUGUUCAUUGUGUGGAAAGAGAUUUAAAUGGCUCGGUGGUUUAAAAUGGCACCAGAAAAUUCGUAUCUUGUGUGAAAGUAAGGCUACGGUCAGGCCGCAGAUGAAUCUGGCCCAAAUGUGAUUGUCCACCUUAGUUACAAUUUACAUUCUUCACUUUUUUUUAAUAUAAUUUAGGCUAAUUUUUAUAAUUUUAGGUUUUAUUUUUUGUCUUUACACAUGCUCUGUAUUGCCAAAUGUUUUGGGAUGUCUGCCUUUACUUGCAAAUAAACUUUAAGGGCAUACCAUUCUUAAUUCAUAGGGUUUAAUAGCUAUAACAGCCUCAUCUCUUCUGGGAAGGCUUUCCACAAGGUUUAGGAUUGUGUUAAUGGAAAUUUUUGAACAUUCUUCUAAGAAGUGCAUUUGUGAGGUCAGGCACUGAUGUUGGACAAGAAGGUGUCUCCACUCUAAUUCACCCCAAACCUGUUAACCUGUUAACCUGGACUUUACUUUGUGCACUAGUGCUCAGUCACAAGAAGGGGGUAUCUGCAAACUUCCCACAAUGUUGGGAGCAUGAAAUUGUCCAAAAUGUCUUGGCAUGCUGAAGCAUUAAGGCUCAGUUUCACAGACAGGACUUAGCCUAAGCCAGUACAAGUUUCUUUGAGUUUAAACAUGCAUUGUAGUCUAGGACUAGCUUAAGCCUUGUCUGUGAAACCGGGAAAAAGAGUUCCUUUUACUGAAACUAAGGGGGCAAGCCCAGCCCAGCCCCUGAAAUACAACCUCACACCAUAAUCCCUUCUCCACCAAACUGUCCUUUGGAUUGCCAGACAGAGAAGUGUAAUCUGUCUAGUGGCGGCGUGCUUUACACCACUGCAUCCGACACUUUGCAUUGCACUUGGUGAUGUAAGGCUUGGAUGCAGCUGCUCAGCCAUGGAAACCCAU
Molecule: messenger RNA, 4777 nt
Organism: Megalobrama amblycephala (Wuchang bream)
Lineage: Eukaryota; Metazoa; Chordata; Actinopteri; Cypriniformes; Xenocyprididae
Product: zinc finger protein 721-like
Exons: 4
Coding region: 435-3980 (1181 amino acids)
Biological process (GO): regulation of transcription by RNA polymerase II
Cellular component (GO): nucleus
Molecular function (GO): DNA-binding transcription activator activity, RNA polymerase II-specific; RNA polymerase II cis-regulatory region sequence-specific DNA binding
Source: RefSeq, a predicted model, not a curated record